AUGAUAAUAAAAGAUACUUGUGAUGCAAUUUGGACAGCACUUAGCCCUACUUACCUUAAGACACCAUCAAGUGAAGAAGAAUGCAUGGCAAUAGCCAAGGAAUUCAUGGCUGAGUGGAACUUUCCACAUGUUGUUGGUGCAGUUGAUGGGAAACAUAUCUGCAUUGAAUGCCCAAAAAAUGGAGGAUCUCUUUUCUAUAACUAUAAAAAUUUCCACAGCACAGUGCUGAUGGCAAUUUGUGAUGCGAAGUAUCGAUUCACCUCGGGUCACCACCUUAG
This is a messenger RNA of Paramuricea clavata, 278 nucleotides long. NCBI's taxonomy places the organism in Eukaryota, Metazoa, Cnidaria, Anthozoa, Malacalcyonacea, Plexauridae. The record is from the annotation of a GenBank genome assembly.